Nothobranchius furzeri (turquoise killifish) is the source of this 5153-nucleotide messenger RNA. RefSeq names its product melanoregulin (gene mreg). The record is from RefSeq and is a predicted model, not a curated record. Gene Ontology annotation, biological process: melanosome transport. NCBI's taxonomy places the organism in Eukaryota, Metazoa, Chordata, Actinopteri, Cyprinodontiformes, Nothobranchiidae. Gene Ontology annotation, cellular component: melanosome.
AAUACAUAGACACGCAUAUAAAUACAUAGACACAUUUUUGGCACAUUCGGAACCUCAUACAUCACCAGCGUGUGAAUGUGGGUAUGCAUGGGUGAAUGAAUAAUUGUGUUGUGAAACGCCUUGGGGUGUUGUAAAACCAGAGAAGAUUCUAUUUGUUAGAGUAUUUUCUAAUUCUACUGUAAUAUAUGCGGCCUCUUUAUUUUUACACCUACUGAUUAACAAUCCAACCUUUUGGUGAAACGUCCAUCUCUAGACUGUUUCCCACUUGUGGAUAAAUCCCUUUCACCGAAGAACAAAUCUCACAUUAUGAGCUCCAGGAAUGUUGCCUAUCACAAACCUUGAAGCCUCAGCUUUUAUUUUUGUAUUUUUUAGGGCUAAAUUGACUGAUUGGAUUUGCGGCUCCUCAUCUUUAUUUCUAGUAAGAGUAACAACCAGAGGAAGAUUUUUGCUUCACUCCGUGUUUUUGCUAAAUGACUCAUAAUUAUAAAAGUCACUAUUGUUUAAGGCUUGUUUUAGGAUCUGGUGAGAAAAAUAAAAGAUUGCCUCUAAAUGGCCAAUGGUGGGAGGGCAAUGAUGUUUUUGCCUUCGAGUGAGCAAGUCUGCAAGUCUCAAAAUGUCAAACAUAUUUAAAGAAAUGCUGUCAGAAAGUAAUUAUUGGAUAUCAACCCAGUUCAAGAUGGUUACCACAGCUCAUCAACAUAGCUGAGUCCAUUUUACAGAUACCAAGAAGUGAUGUCUAAUAGUUGAGUCUUUACCUCAGACAAAGCUGAGCAAAGUGUCUUCACUUCCAUUGUUAAAGGUAAUGCUGAAAUGUUUUGUUUCAAGCACCAAAGUGUUGCGCUUUGAAGCCUGAGAACUCAGGUUCAGGUAUUGGAAGUCCAGCCUACUGUCCCGCUUCAAAUUGUGUAGAAAUACCAGCAUCAAAUGGCUCGUCACAGCUUGCAACAACAUAAAAUGUGGAUUUAAAUUGCGUCAGCACCUGAUGAACAUCAUUUCUUGAUCUGAACAAUGUCCAACCCAUUUAUAUGGAAGGAGUGAGACACAACUUACACUAGAACCUGCCACUGGGGGGACUUUAAUUUUUUUUUGUUUUUAUAUCUUUAAAGGUGCAAUGUGUAAGAAUGACAUCUUGUGGUCAAAUUUGAUUACUGCAGUCCAUUUUCACUAUUUCACUGCCGUUCUAUUAGUUUCAUGACUGUUGCCAGUUAUGGAUCAGCUCCUGAAGAUUCUUAAUUAUAGGCAAAGAUGAGUCAUACACAAUAAGUUGAUAAGCAGUUAAGCAUUUUGUUAUAUCUGGUGUUGGCACUGUUGGGGGGUUUUACGCUAGAGAGCACUUACUACAUAUAGCCUGGCCUGCCAGACUCGUCCUCUGUUUAAUUCUACACAGAGAACUAGUCUGGUUACUCACAUGCAGAGAGGCACAUGUGGGGCGGGACUAGCCAGCUCAAUAAUGACCAAUCAGAAAAAAUCUCUCAACGCUGUAGUUUUUCAGUUAUGGUCAGAAAUGACGUCUGGCUGACAGCGCAAACACCUUUCUUUAGAAGAAAGGCUUUUAGCGCUUCUACUUGUUGUGAUUUUAAAGACAUGUCCAAGUCAGUUAGAACAGAGGAAAGAGCGGUCUCCGCUUCAGGUGCCGUCUUUGUUGUUCAUUAGAAACUGAGUAUUGUGGCGUGUGAUGUUCGCUGCGCAGCGCUGAUUGGCUCAGUUAGAAAUCUGAGGAGGUGGGGUUAUUUUAAUAGGAGAUUUCCCAGACCCUGCUGUUGUGUCCUUGGGCAAGACACUUCACCCAACUUGCCUGUGUUAGUGGUGGUCAGAGGGGCCGACGGCGCCAAAUGGCAGCCUCGCCUCUGUCAGACCUCCCCAGGGCGGCUGUGGCUACAAGUAGCUUACCAUUACUAGCAGUGUGUGAAUGUGAGUGUGUGUGAAAGCGUCUUUGGGUGUCUAGAAAAGCACUAUAUAAGUUCAACGCAUUAUUAUUAUUAUUAUCAAUGUGUUGUCUCUAUUUUCAUGACCAUUUACAUUGGGAGAUUUUCACUGAAGGAAUCAGAUCUAUGAAUGAACACAUGUGGAGUUAUGUACUUAACCAAAAAUGUGAAAUAACUGAAAACAUGUUUUAUAUUCUAUUUUAUUCAAAUAGCCACCCUUUGCUCUAAUUACUGCUUUACACACUCUUGGCAUUCUCUUGAUGAGCUGCAAGAGGUUGUCACCUGAAAUGAUUUUCCAACAGUCUUGAAGGAGUUCCCAGAGGUGUUUAGCACUUGUUGGCCCCUUUGGUCAUGGUCAUGGUCAUGAAAAUAAAGAAAACACAUUGAAUGAGAAUGUGUGUUCAAACUUUUGGCCUGUACUGUAGUUUCCAACUGAAAAAGUAGCUUAAGGUACUUUUAGAGCUAACUAUUUGUUUCUAAUUUACUGUUAGCAUUUUUAGCACAAUGUUGUCCUCUAGUCCGCUUCACCCAAUAUUAGAGUACAACAAAAGGAUGCUGUGGCUAUUUAGGGGUACAAGAAAAAACUUCUGGGUCACUCCUGUUUACUGGCUUUGGUUCUUUAAAUAACUCGAGAUUUUUGCCUGCUGAAUUUGGUCUACAAAUGUCGGGCUGCAGCAUUAGCUUGUUGGGGUGAUGGCAAACUCACAAGCUCACUGAACAACUACAUUCCCAUGUCUUCUUUUUUUUUUCCAAAGGAGAACAUUUGAUAACCCCCACCCGGUCUGCUGAGAAUGAAAUUUGUUCCUAUAUAACCUUCAUCCUUCCACCAUAAUUGAGACAUUUGACUGUUUUGUGAUAAUUUCACUGUAGAAUUCCUACAUAUUUCACCUGUAAAGGGGUUCUAGAAUUGUUGUUUCAGUGGUGCUAACCACAGAACUAGCUAGCUGCUAGCCCAAUCUACUGCUAAUGCUCUGGUUCAAACAUUUAUGGCUAAAUACCAGAUAGAGCCUCAAUUUUCCCAUUGAGUUAUCUGAAUACUGUACACAGAGUUUCCAGCUUCAGGAGCGUCAUAGAGCCAUCGAGGUAAUCUGGCCAAUCAGCAUGCAGCUCAUUUAAUAUUCAUGUUGUGACCGAGUGGGUGGGGCGAACCAGUCUUCUCAUUCUAUUACUUUAAUAUGGAGUAGUUCAUUUAUUUGGGCUCCUGGGCCAUUGUAGACCCUGUUCUGGAACCCCUUCAAAGCAAUGCUCAAAGAUUUUAUCAUGCAUGCUGAUGCUAGCGCUAACAGACCAUUUGAGAUUUAUACUCGAGACUUGACCAAACAACUUUAGCUCCUUCUUCUCUCUGCUGAUGUUUUCAGUGUAUAACUGUAGCUUUGAACAGUGAAGGAAGAGAUGCAUUUCUUUAAUGUUGUGAUAUUUUAAAGCUGAUGUGUUUGAUUUGGAUUGAGCCACUUUAGAACGUUUUCAUCACAGCAGAGCACUCUUUUCUUACUAAUUUUAGUCAUCCAGAUCCAAACUCGACCUGCUCUCAUACAGAUUCAGUUCCUCCUCACUGACCCCUCAUUUUAAAGCCUUACACGCGUACUGGCCUGCCCUGCAUCAGGAGCAUGUUUGUGCUAGGAACAAAUCCGUGACACCGCGUUGGAUUGUUGAAUAACGGCCACAACAUUACUCUGUACAGUCACUGGAGGCCUACUCUGCAUGGCAUGUUGUGGAAGGACAGUGUUCACAAAAAAAAAAAACUGCUUCAGACUCGAACUGUAAAGAAUAGAAUUAAGUUCUCUAGAACUGAGCACAAUGAACUGAAUCCUUAAAUCAAUACAGCCAUGGUAGUAUGUGAAAUUAGGAGCUUCUGUUGUGAAGAGAUGUGUUGUCCUUGGGGCAAAGCACAUUGCUCAGUACAGGACAUGGAACAUCUCACAUGAUUGUGCUGUGACUGUCUUCUGAGGCAAUGGGUGUGUGAAUGUUUUUUUUAAAGAUGAGAGCAAAAGCUUCUUUAAUACUCUCAUUGUCCUCCAUGUGAGGUCGAUAAGAAGCUACAGUCCUCAGGGUGCCGUCUGCUCGAGCUCUUCUGUCCAGAGGAGCUUCAUCUGGCCGAUGAUCUGGAGGAAGAACCUCGACUCAAUGUGAAGCCUUGGUAGGAUCAUGGAAAAUGGGAAGCUGACAUUUAGAGGACACUGAGCAGCAGAAUAACCGCUGGACGUGGUCCGAAGAAGGCCCUUCAAAAUUUCCACCUGGAGGACCGGACCUUGUAAAACCCUGGGACCUGUUGGCUCUGUUCCUGCUAGAUGGGUUCAUCCUUCAAGAGGUUCUGCAUGCAGUUUUGCUGCUGCUGCUGCGCUCAAGAUGAGGACGAUGACGAUGAGAAGCAACCGUUAGUCCCUCCAGAUCCGCUGGACUAUUUUACACGUGAAGUCCAGAAGCGGCGAGACGAGGAGACCAACCUGUGGAGCGAACCAGGAGACCCCAGCCACUCGGAGAGAGCUGACGACCGAACGCUUUACACCCUGAUUCAGGCCCGGAGCAUGACCCGUGUUGGCUCCACGGGCUACCGUCGUUUGAGUGUUGACAUUGAAGCCAUGAGAGACACCCGCAGAGAAGUCAGGGACAAAUGGAAAACAAUCCUGGAGAACUUAGGAUUCAUGGCUGAGGCAGACGCUCUGCUGAACGUGUCAGCUGGUACGUCACAGGACCGCAUGCGGAAUGCCCCAGCAGCACGUGCCAUGCUUCAUACUCUGCACACUGAGACCUCCAUCUUCAGCAGCAAGGAGUCGCCUCCAGAGAGAUAUCUGUUCAUCCUGGAUCGUCUCCUGUACCUGGACAUUGCUGAAGACUUUCUGGCCAAAGCAAAGCGAUUCUAUCCUCCGCAGGAGGACUCUGACGAGGACACAUCUGGCCUCGCCAUAAACCUGCCGCUGCUGCUGGCCAGAGUACAGGCUAUGAACGGACGUGGAGACGGCGAGGAUGAGAGCGAGAGCGAGAGAGAUGACGAAAACUGAGCCAAAGAUCUGCUGUUCGAGCAGAAGGACAGCAGAGGGCGGUAGUCAACAAUCCAGAAUCUUUCAGGUCUUUGUUGCUGCAGUUAGGCCAAGCGUCCUUUUGACUCCCAGCUUUGAGUUUAGUUUUAAAGAGUUUAGUGGAAAAUCAAGAAGAUUUUUAAGUUUCUUUUAUCAUUUGCCUUGUGAUUAUCAGCUAUUCCAAUCUGAAUAAAAAACACUUAUGUCAUAA